This is a messenger RNA of Ctenopharyngodon idella (grass carp), 3833 nucleotides long. It is a transcript of the gene gucy1b2, whose product is annotated as guanylate cyclase 1, soluble, beta 2. The record is from RefSeq and is a predicted model, not a curated record. Gene Ontology annotation, cellular component: guanylate cyclase complex, soluble. The coding region runs from base 409 to 2712 and encodes 767 amino acids. Gene Ontology annotation, molecular function: guanylate cyclase activity; heme binding. NCBI's taxonomy places the organism in Eukaryota, Metazoa, Chordata, Actinopteri, Cypriniformes, Xenocyprididae. Gene Ontology annotation, biological process: response to oxygen levels; cGMP biosynthetic process. The transcript has 14 exons.
CCUCAAAAUGAAACAAAACAAAACAAAAAAAGAGAAUCAAGCAUCAUAUGAUCUACUAAAACACUUAAUUUAUGCUAUAGGCCUGUCUACAAAUGUAACAGGUUAGGGUUUCUGAGAUAAGAAUAUUAUAUUAAUUGCAAAAUUGAAUGUUCUCUCUAAAAUGCGUCCCUGUUGAGUGUGUAUGUGGACAUGCAUUGAUCUAUGUAAGAGUGUGGUUGAGUGGGAGUGUCUGUGUAUGUAGAUUAAUCUGCAUAAGUCUACAUAAUCUACACACCACAAUUUAAAGAGCAUCUCCUUCUGCUCAGUGUGGAGAGAGAGAGAGUACACGUUUGGGAACAGUUGGUUUGUGGUUUGGAGAAAUGGUAAGUGCAAAACUUUUAAAAAAAAAUUUGUAUAACUUUCACUAGUAUGCCACAUAAUAUACAGUAUUCCAUCAGUUUUCAAUUAACUGUGUUUUUCUCACAGUACGGCUUUAUUAAUACUUGUCUGAAGUCACUGGUCAUUGAGAAGUUUGGAGAAGAAACAUGGGAGAAAUUGAGAUUAAUGGCCGGGGUCCAGGAGACAUUUAUGACCUAUGAAAUCUACGACGAUCUCAUCACUCUUCGUUUAGUGCAAGAGGCUUGUAAAAUGCUGGAUGUCUCCUCCGAGGUGGUUUUGAAACUGUUUGGAGAAUACUUUUUCAGCUUUUGUAAGAUGUCGGGAUAUGACACUAUGUUGCGAACUCUCGGUGGAAACCUGGUGGAAUUCAUUGAAAAUCUUGAUGCUCUACACUGUUAUUUGGCCUUAUCUUAUGAGGCCAUGAAUGCUCCGUCCUUUCGCGUGGAGCGAAUGGAUGAUGGCCGAAUUCUCCUUCACUAUUACUCAGACAGGAAAGGACUUUAUCAUAUUGUGCCAGGUAUUAUCGAGGCUGUUGCGAAGGAUUUCUUUGACAGUGAGGUUACGAUGACCAUUCUGAACCAGUCAGAAGAAGAUGAGCGCACUGGAAAGAAGGAACAUGUGGUUUUUCACAUGGUACAGAAGGAAAAAAUGGCCAAAAGAAAGGCUCAGAAAGGUAGUGAAGAGGAAAAACAAGCAGAAAAAGAGGAAAAGGAGGAGACAAUGAAAAGGAUGAAGGCCAGGUAUGCCAACUUGCAGCUGUGUCCAAGGAAACGAUCUCCAUGGGAGAUCGUGAGGAGCAUUGUCAUGUUGGGCCAAGGCAAUCUGCGGCAAUCAUUCACGCCUAGCUACCCAAAAAGACUGUGGAUUGAAGAACAAGCCUUCUGUAAUGCUUUUCCCUUUCACAUUGUUUUUGAUGAAAACCUGUUGGUGAAGCACACAGGUGUCAACAUUCAGAAGUUUGUUCCCGGACUGCAGACCGCAGGUAUUCGUUUGGAUGAGUACUUCACCAUUGUUCACCCAGAGGUCAUCUUCAAUAUUCAGAGCAUCAAAAAGUUCAUCAACAGCCAGUUUGUGCUGAAGACCAGGAGGGAAAUGUUACCAGAGAUCCAGCAAAACCAGGCCACGCUCAAACUGCGAGGUCAGAUGAUGUGGAUGGAGUCAUUGAACUGCAUGAUCUAUCUAUGCUCUCCUAAGCUACGAAGCCUCCAAGAACUGGAGGAAAGGGGUCUUCACCUGGCCGACAUCGCCCAGCACGACACCACACGAGAUCUGAUCCUGCUCAACCAGCAGAGGCUGGCAGAGAUCGAGCUCUCAAAUCAGCUAGAAAGGAAGAAGGAGGAGUUAAGAAUCCUCUCACGCAACUUAGAGAUCGAGAAGCAAAAAUCAGAAAAGCUCCUUUAUGCCAUGCUGCCGACACACGUUGCCAACCAGCUUAAAGAGGGCAAACGAGUAGAGGCAGGUGAGUUCAAAGUGUGCACCAUCCUAUUCAGUGAUGUGGUCACCUUCACUAACAUCUGUGCAGCCUGCGAACCCAUUCAGAUAGUCAACAUGCUCAACGCCAUGUAUUCCAGAUUUGAUCGUCUUACAAACAUUCAUAAUGUCUAUAAGGUAGAAACGAUAGGUGAUGCUUACAUGGUGGUUGGCGGUGUGCCUGUUCCUACAGAAACACAUGCGGAGCGGGUGGCAAACUUUGCCCUCGGUAUGAGAAUUGCUGCAAGAGAGGUGACUAGCCCUAUCACAGGACAGCCCAUACAGAUCCGAGUUGGCCUGCACACCGGUUCAGUUUUGGCUGGUGUUGUAGGUGAUAAGAUGCCACGGUACUGCUUGUUUGGAGACACGGUCAAUACAGCCUCUCGAAUGGAGAGCCACGGAGUCCCUGAUCACAUACACAUGAGCCCCUUCACGUACAGUGUGUUAAAGGACAAAGGAAUCUUUGAUAUCACUGAGAGGGGUGAGAUUGAGGUGAAAGGCAAAGGUCUGAUGAGAACAUACUUCCUGCUGAAGAAUCUCCAAAAGAGUGAUGAACAGAUCAUGGGCUUUGUCGACGGAGAGACGUGCGUGUACCAGGAAGACACCAAGGAUGUGACAGAUGACCCGAAGGAGGAAAGCCCUGAAGAUGCAAAUUGCGUACAGAAAGAGGACAAGAAAAUGGAGGAAGAGGUUGAGAACGAAAAAAGUCAUGCAUCAUCAUAUCUCCAAUCAGGCAAAAUCUCCCCUGCUCAUUUAAUUCAGUUCGAUGUCACACCAGCGUACGACAGCCCAACUGACUUUAAACAUCUACACAAUGGUCUUCAUUCACACAGCAUUAGUACUAAAUUCUGCUCAAUACUUUAGUCCAACAUCACCAAGUUUUGAGAAGAUUGAAUUUCAAGCCUGUCGUUAAGAGGGCCAGUACCACAAAUGAACAGCCGUAACCUAAAACCGGCAAUACCACAUGCUCUGUUCAGUGUAUAAUGACUGUUUUUCCCAACUCUUCCAAGACACAGCAGGGGAUUUCAGCUUUGUGGAUACAGAGUUAUCACCUGGGAAAGGCAAGUCUCCAAGCUAAUUCCCAGUGUUUCUCAUGCAGCCCGGCUUCAUUUGCACCUGCUGGUUACCCACUGGUGAUGGCCAGCAGUAGAACCACCCCACAGAGAAAGCUAAUCUCCCUCUGGAGAAAUUAAUCACUUAUUAUGGACUGUUUUCAUGUGGAAAUCAGAUGGCAAACACAGAUGACCAGAGGUAGAUAAACAUACGGCUGCUGUACAGAGAUCAAAUGUUCAUUUGUGGUCAUCUGCGGUCUGCUAGGUAACAUGGGAACUAAUUAUUAAAUGUGAUUCAACACCAUGCAAUCUUUUUUUUUCUUCUCUCAAAUAAAAACAUGACUGCACGAAAUAUGUUUCUUAUGUAUUAUUAAUUCUCUUUGCCUCUGUGUUUGAGUAAAACAUGAUUACAGAUAAUAUUUAAAAAAAAAAAAAAAUCAUACUUAUGAAACCCACUUUACAAUAAGGUACCAUUUGUUAACAUCAAUUAACAUGAACUAACAGUGAAAAAAAUGCAUUUAUUAAUCUUAGUUUGUUAAUUUAAACAUUUACUAAUACAAUAUUGAAAUCAAAAGUUGUAUACGUUAAUAUUAUUUAAUGGACCUAAGCUAACAUGAACUAACAAUGAACAGUUGUAAUUUUAUGAACUAAAAUCAACUAAGAGUAAUAAAUACUGUAACAAAUGUAUUGCUCAUUGUUAAUGUUAGUAAAUGCUUUAUCUAACAUUAACUAAUGGGACCUUAUUGUAAAGUGUUACCAAACCAACAUAUUUUUGGAGUUAAAAGAAAUAAUCUUGCUAAUAAAGCUUUUUAAUCAUUAUUACCAAACAUUACAUUAAUUAAUAGAUCAAAUUCCUCCAAGCAAAGAAUUAAGGCAAAAACUUUUUCUUUUUUUUUUCUUUUUUUGGGGGGGGGGGGGGGGGGGGGGGGGGGU